Messenger RNA from Magallana angulata, 1889 nucleotides. RefSeq names its product CREB/ATF bZIP transcription factor-like. Gene Ontology annotation, biological process: regulation of DNA-templated transcription. Bases 154 to 960 code for a protein of 268 amino acids. Gene Ontology annotation, molecular function: DNA-binding transcription factor activity. NCBI's taxonomy places the organism in Eukaryota, Metazoa, Mollusca, Bivalvia, Ostreida, Ostreidae. The record is from RefSeq and is a predicted model, not a curated record. The transcript has 3 exons.
AGUACGAGUCCAUAGUAUGUUUGCGCAUGCGCUCUUAUCUGCCGCAAGAUAUACGCACAUGCAACGAAACAAAGAGAAAGACCGCCAUUACUAGAAAAAAGCAAAAGUGACACCGAAGACAACUCUGAUUCAGUUUUGUCCGGAUCCGCACAAAUGAGUGAGCUGGAUUUGUUCGAUGGUCUUGUUUCACUCGCUGAGCAAGAUCGUAUAGAUACCGUUACUCCAAAGAUGCAAGCAGUUAAGUCAAAUCAAGACGCCCGACUUUUGGGGUACAUUUCUCAAAAGAACAUGAAAGUUAUUUCAAUUGUCAAAGAAGAACAAUCUCAGAAAGACAAACAGUAUGCACCGUGCAUGUCCAGAAAUGCUAUAAAUGCACGGGAAAACCGACAGAAAAAGAAAGAGUAUGUAAAAAAUCUAGAGCAAUCCGUUGACACGUUGAAGUCGGAAAAUUCGGAAUUGAAAAAUGAGUGCGAGUCUUUGAAAAAAACUGUAACAGACCUCAGUGAUGAGGUAGAGUACUUAAAGGGUGUACUUGCUAAUCAGUCCACAUUAGCAUCUAUUCUACACAAGAUAUCUGAUAUCCCAGGGCUGUCACUGUCUACAUCAUUUAAAACAACAGAAAAAAACAAUAAUUCAGUCAUAUCCCAACCCAAACGUUCGAAUCAAAAAAGGUGUUUAGAAAAUCAAGAGAACGAAGGAAAAAACAAUGUAUCUGAGUCUAAAAAAUGCAAGGUUACAAGGUCAUCUUCCAAACAGGCACAGCAGUCCACCAAAAAUGGUUCAUCUACAAAAGGUAUAUGUGAGAAUUCAGCUGAAAGUGUUGAUAUGUCUACAAAUUCCAAAGGCAUUUGUUUGCACAUUUCUGGAUCUUCAGUCUCUGUGGAAUUGUGUGAAGUGUGUUCAAAGAAAUCUAAAAAGAACCAGGAAAAAGACCACAGCUAUGGCAAAAUCAGUGUUUAAAAAGUGAUCAAUUAAUCAUAGAAUAAAGAAGUGAAUAUCAAAAGAUUAACCAUAAGCAGUUUUUACCACAACAGCCGUUCUAAAUUUAUGAAAUGCUUGUUUUCUGUUUAUGAUUUUAGUUUGUACAUUUGAAAUGUUUAUUUGGUUUUAAAGCAUUGUUAUUUGAAUGUGUUUUGCUUAAGAACAACAAAUCAAAAAAGAAUGUUGCCCAUAUUUUUCUGAAAAAUGAAUCUAAACAAAUCUGUUUACAAUUACAGCUCAACCUCCAUUGACAAGAUUGUUGGGGAAAUUGUCAUCUAAACGGUGGAGUAUAAAUAAAAACUAAUGUAUGUGUCGUGAUUUGAUAUUUUUUUUUAGGUUUGCAUUUAAUUUUCUGUUUAAGUCAUGAUACUUUAUCAUUUAAACUUUGGGAGAACCCGGGAAAAGGGGCAAGCGACUCUUCUUUAUAAUUUCACCUAUUUGAUUUUAUUAAUGCUUUACCACUAGUUUACAAAAAAUAUAUAUAAUGCUGAUUUGAAAUCACAAAUUAACACCCUCCCCCCUAAAAAAAAAUUUAAAAAAAUUAAGUACAAUUUAUGUGAAAAAUUGCAUAUUUAAUGUAUGACUUUAUUUUCUCUUUCAGUUGAUGACCAGAAUGACUAUCUUAAGCUAGUGUUGGCUUGAGAAGCGAGUGUUUAAGAGAAGCGAUACCAAUUGUUUUCAUGAACAUGAAGAGGAUGUGAUUGACAUUUUAUAAACAAGUCCAGAAGCGCUGCAUGAUGCUAACAUUGGUGUAAAAUGUAAGUAAUAAUGUAAGUGAUGUGUGAUCGGACGUUCUGGAAAGACUAUUAUGUUGGUUGGAGGGAUAAAUAUGUUGACUUCAGCUUAUAAAAAAAUGUAUAUAUCUCUACACUGUACAAUAUUGUGAACAUUAAAUAUUGUGAAGUUGC